Molecule: messenger RNA, 2700 nt
Organism: Durio zibethinus
Lineage: Eukaryota; Viridiplantae; Streptophyta; Magnoliopsida; Malvales; Malvaceae
Source: RefSeq, a predicted model, not a curated record
UGUUAAUAAGUCCACUCAAUUCGCAAAAAGCAACGGAUUCUCCGAUGUACAAAAACAGGCUGUCUCCACUUUCAAUGAUGUGUCCGUCAAAGGUCAAAACCAAGGAGGGAAUAUUCCAGGGGCAUCCCUGUAACUAUGACCCCUCCAACACCGGCACCGGCUCAUCACAGAAAUUGGAAAUGAAAAAAAUCCAAACAAUCAACGUGUGAACCAGGUACAACCAGCCGAUGCACGAGCCGCCGUCAAAACCAAAUCGAGGAAAAACACAAAUAGAAACCUCAGAAAACCCCAAAGCAUUUCAGUUCAUCAUUUCUUCAAAUAAUGUCAAACCCCAACUCCCCCAAUCCAAUGGUCUAAACGAAAAUAUCUUUCUCUAUGUGUUUUGCCCCCAUCGUUAUCAUCGUUUCGCUUUCACUCGUCUUUGUUUCUUCAAUGGCCUCUCUCCCAGGCCUCUGCCCUUCUUCCCCUUCUUUGAAGCCUAAGCAUAACCGAAUCUCCAAGCCCAUUCCUUCGCUUCCCAAACACUCACUGGCAUUCUCAACUCAAUCUAACCCCAACUCUAAACCCGUCGCCACUCAGUCCGUCGCUCGCGAAAUAUCCGCCGAUUUGUCCAAAAUGAACAACGUUGGCGUUUUGAAGACGGCCAAGCAAGGGGGACUCGAGAAAGAUCCUAAAGCGCUGUGGAGGAGAUACGUUGACUGGUUGUACCAGCACAAGGAGCUCGGGUUGUACCUCGAUGUCAGUAGGAUCGGUUUCUCGGAUGAGUUCGUCGCCGAAAUGGAGCCUCGAUUCCAAGCCGCGUUUAAAACUAUGGAGGAAUUGGAAAAAGGAGCCAUCGCCAAUCCCGAUGAAGGACGGAUGGUGGGCCACUAUUGGUUGAGGAACGCGAAACUCGCGCCAAAUUCGUUUCUGAGAAUACAGAUUGAGAAAACUCUCGACGCCGUUUGCAAGUUCGCUGAUGACGUCAUCAGCGGUAAGAUUAAACCUCCGACUUCUCCAGAAGGUCGUUUUACUCAAAUACUCUCUGUUGGGAUUGGAGGUUCGGCUCUUGGGCCGCAGUUCGUCGCGGAAGCAUUAGCUCCUGAUAAUCCUCCUCUAAAGUUAAGUUUCAUUGAUAAUACAGAUCCUGCUGGAAUUGAUCAUCAGAUUGCACAACUUGGCUCCGAACUGGCUUCUACACUUGUAAUUGUGAUUUCAAAGAGUGGAGGUACCCCUGAAACAAGAAAUGGUCUGUUGGAAGUACAGAAAGCCUUUUGUGAAGCUGGUCUUGAUUUUUCGAAACAGGGUGUUGCUAUUACACAAGAAAAUUCUUUGUUGGACAACACAGCGAAGAUUGAGGGUUGGGUAGCUAGAUUCCCUAUGUUUGAUUGGGUUGGUGGCAGGACGUCUGAAAUGUCUGCAGUAGGUCUACUUCCAGCAGCACUUCAGGGAAUUGAUAUAAGAGAAAUGCUUGUCGGUGCAACUAUGAUGGACGACGCCACUAGGAGCACAGUGCUUAGGAAUAAUCCUGCAGCAUUGCUUGGUUUAUGUUGGUAUUGGGCAUCUGAUGGGGUUGGAUCUAAGGAUAUGGUUGUCCUUCCUUACAAGGACAGCUUAUUACUAUUAUUUAGUAGGUACUUACAGCAGCUGGUUAUGGAAUCACUUGGCAAGGAGUUUGACCUGGAUGGUAACCGGGUAAAUCAAGGAAUUUCUGUUUAUGGGAAUAAAGGAAGCACAGAUCAGCACGCCUAUAUUCAACAACUGAGGGAGGGUGUGCAUAAUUUCUUUGUGACAUUCAUUGAAGUGCUACGUGAUAGACCCCCUGGUCAUGAUUGGGAGCUUGAGCCAGGUGUUACAUGUGGUGACUACCUGUUUGGAAUGCUACAGGGAACAAGAUCAGCUCUGUAUGCAAAUGACCGAGAGUCCAUCACUGUCACUGUACAGGAGGUGACAACUAGAACUGUUGGGGCUCUCAUAGCACUUUAUGAGCGAGCUGUUGGAAUUUAUGCUGCACUUAUCAACAUUAAUGCUUACCAUCAACCUGGUGUGGAGGCUGGGAAAAAAGCAGCAGGGGAAGUAUUAGCUCUACAAAAGCGGGUUUUAGCAGUACUCAAUGAGGCCAGCUGUAAAGAACCUGUUGAACCAUUGACGCUCGAAGAAGUGGCUGAUCGUUGCCAUGCUCCUGGCGAUAUUGAAAUGAUUUAUAAAAUCAUUGAGCACAUGGCUGCCAAUGACAGAGCACUAAUUGCUGAAGGCAGUUGCGGUUCACCGCAUAGCUUAAAGGUUUUCCUCGGGGAAUGUAAUGUUGAUGAAUUGUAUGCUUAAGUUAACACGAUAAAAUUCAUGUUUCAGUGUUUAUGCUUGUGCUUUCGGUACAGAAAAAAAAGCUCCAAUAAAAUUGGUUUACCAUGUAUCUCUUCUUUCCUGGGAACCAUGUCUGUGAUUCAUGGGAACACGAGAGUUGCUGCGAAUGCAACCCAAUACAAGUAACAUCAUUUUCCAUGCUUGAAAAUCUCUCAGGUCGUCCAUUUUCCCUUUCUUUUUAAGACAACAGGUAGAGGUAGGUGAGUACCUUACGUUAGGUUAGUGGGGGCCGUCUCCAUAUCAAGAAAGCCGGUUCCCACCUCCCCCCUUCUAAAUAUAACCUCUACCACCUUACUUUCUUAAACAUGCUUCUUUCCAUUUAUAACGUAAUUAAUCAUAUUGACUGCCCUAUUUAAU